AUGGGCUUGGUCGACUACAGUGAUGAUUCAAGCUCAAGUGGUGAGGAGCCAACACCGAAAGUAUUAGGUCGAAGCUUGAGACGAGAUUUCGAUGGGGAAAUCAAAUCUUUCGGCCGAGCAGUCGAAAUCAAGCCCCGCAGCAUCGUUCCCGGUGGUAAGCGAUUCGAGCAGGAACCCGAUCUGGCCGUUUUAGCGGCGUUGGCUGAUUCCGAACCGAGUCCCGUCAAAUAUAAUCUAAAACGCAAGUUCCAAGUAGAUCUUGCUCCCGAAGUCACCCCCCCAGAGCACAAAGAACCUACAAAACGGAUAGCUGAGCCGAUCGGUGACGAACCAGAUCAGGUUGUCCAUGCAGUUGGCGGCGGCCGGCAUCAACUCUCGAGUCUGAUUCGCAAUGCCGUGGAUAACAAGUCGGCGUUGGAAAGCCAGUUCACUAGAAACAAGCUUUCGAGACAGGCGCGGUUAAAAAAAUACGGGUUCUGA
This is a messenger RNA of Wickerhamiella sorbophila, 480 nucleotides long. RefSeq lists its product as hypothetical. The record is from RefSeq and is a predicted model, not a curated record. The coding region runs from base 1 to 480 and encodes 159 amino acids. Lineage: Eukaryota; Fungi; Ascomycota; Dipodascomycetes; Dipodascales; Trichomonascaceae. The transcript has a single exon.